AUGCAAUAAAUAUACUAAUAACCUUAGUUAAUAAGUGUGGCUCCUUAUUUAGCUUCCUAUUGUGUUGGAUAUCACAAAGAAUAUCCAAUAUCUUUGCAUCAGCAAGUGUUUGAGCCUGACUUUACAAUGAAACCAAAUUAUAAAGCCAUCAAAACAUUUGAUCCUUAAUAACUUGUGAGAUAUUUGCAAAAUCAUUUUCCUUUGAUAAGGAGAAACAUUUUUUAAUUUGAAGAUUAGAUGAGAAAGUUAAAUUAAAUAUUUGGAUAGAUUGUUAUAAAUGGUUACCACAUUGAUGAUUUCUUAAAAUAAUUCUAUUUCGUUUUGGAUAAAAGAUUGCAAAGGCUCUUUGAUGAUCUUGAUUAGCACUUAAUCAAAUUGAAAGUAAAAUAAGCAUAGGAAUUGAUACCAGGUGACUACAGAAUUGGGGACACUCGAAAACAUAUUAGAUAAAAAUUAAUAGAUAUGUCAAACGAUUUUGUGACUAAAUUUGCUUCCAGAACAAAUCCACAAGCAUAUGAUAGAGAAGUUAUAAAAAUAAUUGAUCAAAUUUUAAGAAUCUAUGAAUUACAGAAAUAUGAUCAUGGAUGGCAUUUUAUCAUAAAUAUCACAAAAUUCAAUCUAGAAGAUGUAUUGGAAAGGGCUUGCAAUAAUGAACCCACCUAAUUUUAAAAAAUAGAUGAACUGAUUGAAUCCAUGUUUAUUAUUUCAAUGAAAUAAGUUAAGGAUGCUACUGAACAUGAAAAUACAAGCCCACUCUUUGUUUUUAAUAAGGAUGCUGUGUUGUCUAGAUUUCAUUCAAUUAUCAAUGAUAGAUCAGAUCCCUAAAUAUCCAUUAAUGAUUUGUAUUAUAUAAGUAAAACUGUGUGUAUGAGAGAUAGAAGAAUCAUUUACAACGAAUUUUAUGAUUAAAUUAAUAAGGAACUUAAAGAAAUUGCUCCUGAAUAUUUCUAAUUUGCAACAACAGAAAAGAGCGAAUAUUAAAAGAAAAGAGAAGAACUUCAUAAAAAAUUAAUAAAAACUUAAAGCGAUUGGGAAUCUUUAAAGGAAGAUGAAAUUUACUAUCUAAUUUUAGAGGAUAGAAUUAAUGAAGAGGUUUUAAGAAAGGUUCCCUUGACAAGUGAAAGAUAGUUACAAUAAUUGUAAAAUUUAAGUGCCUUCGCAAACAAAUCUUCCAAACUAUAAUCUGAUGCAGUAACUUUGCUUAAGGAGAUCUUGGAUCACAAAGAUGAAUCAAAAGUCUAUAUUGAAACCAAACUCCAAGAGGCUUUGGAUAAGGCAAAAUAAUAUUAUACAAAGAUGACACCUGGUAGAACGCCAUCCUCAAAUUAAAUUAAAUAAUACGUAGAUAGUCUUUAUAGUGAAUUAACCAACUUAUUAAACUCAGAUAUCUCUAAGUUUUAAGGAUAAAUGUCAUAAACUGAUAAGUCUGUUGAACAAUAACUUGCUAAAAACAAACAGAAUCCUUAUUUAUAAUAAGUAUAAAAAGAACUUCAAAAGUAACAGGUUAGAGAUCAUAUAUAAAAAGAACACGAAAAUGAAAUGAAAAGCAGAUAUGAAUUAGUUGAUUUCGUGAUAAGAUCAUAGUAUUAGCAAGAUCUAUCUAAAGAAAAUGCAUCAACAAAACCAACUUAGCCUUUAAAUAAAAUUGUAAUCAUGGAAGGUAGUUCUAUAGCAAAUGAACAUUAUUAUGGAAGAUAAAUUGAAAACAAUCAAAAACCUGAGUAAGAAGGUAAAUAUGAAUAAUGGAUAAAUAAAAACAAGUCUGAAAAUAGUUCGAGUUUGAGUAAAAAUGUCGAUGUCGCUUCCAUAUCAAAAUAACAUGUCCUUAAAAAUGUGGGAUAACCAUCAGACUCUGAAUAAUUUAGAAAAGAAUAUUUAGAGAAAAAUAACCAACAAACAACAAAACCAGAUCCAAAACUAAUAAUUUAACAGGAGCCACCAAUAAAGCCAGAUCCAUUAAUAGAUACCCAAAUACAAAAACAAACAAAAAACCCAGAUCCUCCUAUAGAUCCUCAAUAAAAAGCACCAUCAACUGAGGUGGAUCCUCCUUAAAAGGAACCAUCGACUAAGACUUAUCCUCAACAACAACAACUUUCAACUAAUAUAUAUCCUUUUAAAGAUAUCCAUAUAAAAUAGCCAGAAGCUUCAAAUCCAAUAGAAUUAAAUCAGAAAAAUAUUAUAGAACUUAAUUAAUCCUUCUAGUCUUAGAUAUAAUCUGGUAGCGAAUCUAUUUUAGAAAAGGAUUCUGAAAAUUUAAAUGAAAUAAGAUAGUCUGAAAAUGAAGUAUGGGAGAUUGAUUUUAUUCUUAUAACCCCAGAAAUUUUGCCCUCAAUAAAUAAGUAUACUAAAGGAACAAAGUAUGGAAAAAAAAUUCUAAUUACAAUGAAAGAAUUUAAUUCUAUUGAAUAUGUAAUUUAAUUGUUUGAAGAUUUUAAUUUAUAAGAUAAGGCUUACUUUUUAGAUUUUGAUGUAGCACUAGAGCUAUUGGCCAUUUUUGAUAAAUUAAUUUCUUAAGAAGAAGUUGAAGAUGAUGUUGAAAGAUUAGAUUCUUAUAUAAAGAUGACAUAUCAGAAAAGUACUGGAAGAAAAAACUUUGGUGAAUAAAAAAACUUUUUCCCAUUUCAAGAUAAUCGAUUUUUGUUUUAUUUAGUUGAAAAGGAUCCUGAUUCAAAUUAAUUAAUAUUCUAUUUCGAUGAAUAGCCAAAUGAAGAUGAAAUGGGGGAAGAAUUCGAUCAAUUUUUGCAGAUGUUCCAAUAGAUUUUCUAAUGUGAAGAGUUUGAAAUUUCUCAAGUGAUUCUUCCACCUUAAUCAAAAAUAAAGCUUGAUUCCUUUGGAGCUGAUGGAAACUAUAUAAAGUAUAUGAUGACAGUUUUUACAAUUAUUUAUGAGCAAUAAAAUAUUUAGCGAGACAUAAUUAUAAAUGAUGACACAAUUGAAAGAGCAUUUUGGGCUUUAAAUUAAUAUAUGGAAUUAUACACAGCAUUGCAAGAGAAUGAGGAAGAUGUUAGAAAUACCUUUAUUGAAAUGAUAGAAUAGGCACAAAAGAAUAAUAAUACUGUAAUAAUUAAAGCAAUAGAAGAGUAUUACUCAAAAGAAGGACUUGAAAAUUCAUCAUUACAAAUAUAAGAGAUUUAUGACGACUUCUUGUAAAAUAAGGUUAUAAAAUAAGCCUUUUUCUCUAUAGAUAUUGUAAUUUAAGAAUAAUAAUAAAAGUAUAGUCUUUAUGUUCAUCUAUAAAAAGUAGCAAAAACUAAUUUUCUAAAGAUAUUUACUCUAGAAAGCUAUGGAGAAUUCAAUGAAUUGAUGUUUAACAUGUUAUUGAUAAAUGAUGGCUUAUUUACAUAUGAAAUUUACUAAGAUUUUCCAAGACAUAAAAUUUUCUAAGAAUAUAGCGAAGUAACGCUGGGAGCAUUUUACCAUCUUGUAAUAAAGAAAAAUUUAACACCCGAAGAGGCUAUGGCAAAUUUAGUUUUCUCAGUAGUUCCAUAUAGUCUUAUUUUAAAAAAAUAAGAAUGA
Molecule: messenger RNA, 3516 nt
Organism: Paramecium tetraurelia
Lineage: Eukaryota; Ciliophora; Oligohymenophorea; Peniculida; Parameciidae
Exons: 5
Source: RefSeq, a predicted model, not a curated record